AUGACAUCUAUGGAGAACAGAUCUGAAGUGAAUGAGUUCAUCCUCGUAGGAUUAACAGAUGCCCCAGAGCUUCAGAUUCCUCUCUUCAUAAUGAUCACCCUCAUCUACCUCAUCACCCUGGUAGGGAACCUGGGGAUAAUAGCUCUAAUCUCCCUGGAUCCCUGCCUUCAUACUCCCAUGUACUUUUUCCUCAGUAACCUCUCUCUGGUGGAUUUUGGCUACUCCUCUGCUGUUACUCCAAAGGUAAUAAGUGGGCUUCUCACAGGGAACAAGGUCAUCUCCUAUAAUGGAUGUGCUACCCAGUUGUUCUUUGCUGCAGCCUUUGCUGCUACUGAAAUUUUCCUCUUAGCCUCCAUGGCCUAUGAUCGCCAUGCAGCUGUGUGUAAGCCACUACAUUAUACCACUACCAUGACUUCAGCAGUAUGUGCGUAUCUGGCCAGUGGGUCUCACAUCUGUGGUUUUCUGGCCUCUUGUAUAAUUAUAGGAAACACUUUUAGUCUUUCUUUCUGUAGGUCCAAUGUGGUUCAUCACUUUUUCUGUGAUCUUCCUGCUCUCCUCCCUCUCUCUUGCUCAGAUAUUCACAUCACCGAGUCAGUAAUCCUUAUCUUUGGACCAUUAACUGCUAUUUUCCCAUUUAUUGUCAUUUCUACCUCUUAUUUGUUAAUCUUCAUCACCAUUCUGAAAAUCCAUUCUGUUGAAGGCCGCCAGAAAGCUUUCUCCACCUGUGCUUCCCAUCUCACAGCAGUGUCCAUAUUUUAUGGGACAAUCAUCUUCAUGUACUUUCGACCCAGUUCAAGCCAUUCAAUGGAUUCAGACAAAAUGGCAUCAGUGUUCUACAGCAUGGUCAUUCCCAUGUUGAACCCUCUGGUCUAUAGCUUGAGGAACAAAGAGGUCAAGAAUGCCUUUAGGAAAGCUAUGAGGGGACGAUGGUUUAAAUUAGAACAUUCUUUUCCUUAA
Molecule: messenger RNA, 957 nt
Organism: Monodelphis domestica (gray short-tailed opossum)
Lineage: Eukaryota; Metazoa; Chordata; Mammalia; Didelphimorphia; Didelphidae
Product: olfactory receptor 5B2-like
Biological process (GO): G protein-coupled receptor signaling pathway
Cellular component (GO): membrane
Molecular function (GO): olfactory receptor activity; G protein-coupled receptor activity
Source: RefSeq, a predicted model, not a curated record